Mytilus californianus (California mussel) is the source of this 2104-nucleotide messenger RNA. Its product is annotated as ankyrin repeat and LEM domain-containing protein 1-like. Bases 1 to 2019 code for a protein of 672 amino acids. The record is from RefSeq and is a predicted model, not a curated record. Lineage: Eukaryota; Metazoa; Mollusca; Bivalvia; Mytilida; Mytilidae. The transcript has 10 exons. Gene Ontology annotation, molecular function: endonuclease activity; protein binding.
AUGGCGGAAAAUUUGAUUGUUUUCAAAAGACAACAAGAAAGUGGAAAAGCACUUUUCGAAGCCUUAAAUGGCGACAAUACAGAACUUGCAGAUAUACUGUUGAGGAGGGGUGCAGACCCUAAUGAAGUUCUAGCAGUAGAGGGGGUGGCUCCCAUGCAUAUAGGAGCAGGACUGGGAGAGGAAGCAGUCAAGCUGUUGUUGGCUUAUGGUGGGGAUCCAAAUUUAAGAUCUGCAGAUGGAACAACACCCCUGCAUGUAGCAGCUAGCUGGGGAGAUCGUGAUGUUCUACGUCUGCUACUUCAAAAUGGUGGAAAUCCAUACAUAAGAGAUAGGGAAGGGAUCAGUGUUUUUGAGACUGCACACAAGUAUAAACAUGAUGACUGUGUAAAACUCCUUGAAGUUUAUUGUUUAUUACUGAAUCCAGAUGAAGACACACUGUCAAACAUGCCAAAAUAUACUUAUGAAUUCAAAGGUAACAUCAAUAACAAUAGAAAACAGCUAUAUGACUUAGAUCAAACGGACUUGUUUCUGCAGGAUUUUAACAAAUCUACUUUAAAGGAGAACUUCUUCCAGCAUGAAUUUCAAAAGCAUUUAGACAAAGUGAAACAUCAGGAUAGUGUUGGGAGUAAUGUUUGUUUAAAUGUCACAUCUCCAGAUGCCAGUUUUAUAGAGAGACACAAAUGUACUAACACGAAAGAAGAUAAUAAUAACAGCGAUGUGUUUGUAAAUUAUGACUUUGCCGAAUUUGACUCAAUACUUACAGAAAAUAGCGUGGGUAAAAAGAAACGGGUCAGUUUUGCAGAGAAAAUAGCCACACCAUGUCAAAAUGAUAAAACUUUUGUUGUCAACCAAGAAGUUGAUAAAGCUUUUUUAAUGUGUAGGCUGAAAGAGUCAUUAUCCUCAAUAAGCUCUAAGAUGUCAUCAGUAUCAACGGGGGAUAAUGAUGUACUCAAUAAUAGCUUUUGUAUGCAGCGAAAUUCUUUAGAUAGUACAUCAAGUAUGAUAAGUGAUGCUUCUACAAUUGAUUAUAUUUAUACCGACAAAGAGAAGGGUAUACAAUUUAUUGAACGCCACCUACCAAGUCUACAGGGAAGUAGUGGUAGACAGUCCUUGGACAGUGUGUGUAGUUUUGGUAGUUUGAACACCGUAGAUUCACAACAGACAAUUUUAUAUGAUUGGAAAGCCUUUUCUGAUACAUCUACAUGUUCUGAGGAUCCUAAAUCAUCACAAGUGCCUAUGCUGGUUACGAAAUUAAGUAACCAACAAAUAAGAGAACAGCUUAUCGAAAAAGGAGAUAAACCAGGACCAAUUACAGACAACACACGACAACUUUAUCUUGUUAGAUUAAGCAAAAUGAAUGAAGACCCCGGAUAUUUGAAGCUGUGUGCAAAACAGCCAGGUUAUUCACCAGAAUUAUGCCAAGCUUUCAUUGAUUGGGAUCCAACAGGACUGAAUGCAUUAGAAGAAAAACUGAUUUCUUCUUUUUGCAAUACGGACCGCUGUUGGCGAGAAGGAACUUUAAAGUCCUCUUUCAAUUAUUUACUUCUUGACCCAAGAGUAACCAAGAAUUUACCCAACAGGAUGCAUGCAUUAGGUGAAAAAGAGUCAUUCAAGAUUUUUGCUGCCUCUAUUUUUUAUAUUGGAAAGGGUAAAAGAUCCAGACCUUAUUGUCAUCUAUAUGAGGCCAUUAGACACAUGGAGAAACCAAAGCCACAGGUGUGUGAUAAAGUGAAGCAUAUCCUUGAAAUAUGGAAUGAUAACUUAGGUGUUGUUUCAUUGCAUUGCUUUCAAAAUGUGAUACCUGUAGAGGCCUAUACCAGAGAGGCAUGCAUGGUGGAUUCUGUUUCAUUGUCCAGGUUAACUAAUAAAAAAAGGGGAGACUACUAUGGAAUUAGCAGUACAUGGUCUAUGAAAGAGAAAAGAAGAAUGGGUGUGUUCUUCCUAAAGAAAGCUUUACAGAUAUUUCAAGGGGAAGGAGAGAGACAAAUCCUCCCUAUGGACAUAAAAGUUGGCCAGUAGAAUUAUUUGUAACUAAGUGUUAUUUAUCAGACAUGAAUCCGUUUACAUAGAACAAAACUACACUCAGUUAAUCAUGCAGCUUUGA